Messenger RNA from Tupaia belangeri chinensis (Chinese tree shrew), 2023 nucleotides. Its product is annotated as zinc finger protein 19. The record is from RefSeq and is a predicted model, not a curated record. The transcript has 3 exons. The annotation marks the transcript as partial. Gene Ontology annotation, biological process: regulation of transcription by RNA polymerase II. Gene Ontology annotation, molecular function: RNA polymerase II cis-regulatory region sequence-specific DNA binding; DNA-binding transcription factor activity, RNA polymerase II-specific. Lineage: Eukaryota; Metazoa; Chordata; Mammalia; Scandentia; Tupaiidae.
GGUCGGGAGACGACGCCUACCCGAAGGGGGCCGCUUCUGCAUUUCCCGGAGCCGCUGAGAGACCAAGCCCGGGAGGGGGUCUUCGGAGCCUGGAGAGCCGAGGUCUUCGAGGCGGCUGGAUACCCAGUUUGCAGACUUGCUCUGAUCUCACUUCUGGAGGGAGGAGAUAUGCCUUUGAACUUGGAGACACAGGAUGAUCAUCCUGCAGAGAGUACCACAGACAGCUCUAAAGAUGCUGAGACCAACAUCCACAACAAGUUCACAUCAACACAGGGAAUUUCUGAAGAAAGAGACAUGAUGUCAUGUGGGCUGGUGAAGAGUAUUUCUCAGGAGUCUGACUUUUCCGAAACGUGUGAAGUGGAGAAGCUCCAGGAAGCUCCUACCAUGGACAGUAUCAAAGAAUGGGAUGAAAGAAUACACUAUGCAAGAAAACCCUUCAGGUGUGAUGAGUGUGGGAAAUGCUUUAGCUUUUUCUCCUUCUACAUUAGACACCAGAGAGUCCACGCUGGGGAGAAACCCUAUUCAUGUGAAGAGUGUGGGGAAGCCUUUACUGUCAAUUCUUCCUUACUUCGGCAUCAGAGGAUCCAUGCUGAAGAGAACCUCUAUCAGUGUGAAGCAUGUGAGAGAGACUUUAACCAUAAUGCAGAUUUGAUUAGCCAUCAAAGAAUCCACAGUGAGGACAGACCCUAUCUCUGCAAGGAGUGUGGAAAUGGCUUUCCCACUUGCUCUGAGUUAGUUAUACAUCAGAGAAUCCACACUGGGGAGAAACCCUAUGAGUGUGAUGAGUGUGGAAGAGCUUUUUCUGUGAAAUCUACAUUAAGUCGGCAUCAGAGAAUCCACAGUGGAGAGAAAACCUGUGAAUAUAUGAAGUGUGGGAAUCUGUAGGACUUCAUACUAGUUAUAGUGUUAGGAGUAUGCCCACUCCAGAGAGUUGUUCUUUUGACCUACCAACAUUUUUACCCCCUUUUCAUGGUAAUUCUCUACUUUUUUUGAGGAAACCACCACUAUGCCUGCACUCAGCAGUUCAUGUAGUUUAGGUGAGACUUUCCCACUGCAAGGAUGGAACAUUUGACCCAUCUGCUAUGUUCUUUCUGCUUAACCACAAUGCUGGGUUCAGGUGAGCUAUGUUCACCCAAUCAGAAUGGACCCUGAGACCAGGCAGAUUUACAUGGAAGUAACAUCGUCUUACUCCGCCAGUCUUGAAUGUUAGCUUUGAUUCACAUGAAGACUAAGAAGGUACCCAGCCCUACAGGUGACAUUUUGAGAGAAAGCGAGAACUAAACCUGCUUCUCUAUUUUUCAGUGACAUGAAUCAAUAAGUUCCAAUUUUUGUUUUGUUUACAUAAGUAAUUUUACUAAUUAAAUCUUUAUGUAUUUUAUGAGAAGGAGAGAUUAGAUUUUUGACAGGGGUUUUCCAUAUUGUAACUCUCCUACGCCAGCCUCCCAGUUAGCUAGGCAUGUACCACUGUGUCUGACCUAUGUAGGUUGAGCCAAGAAUUGACCUUAGCUUUAUGUGUCCUCAGCCUCUCAAUAGCAGCAUGUUGGUAGUGCACUCUGCUGAGCCUGGCUUAAAUAGUUUUGAGUUGAGUUUUGUCACUUGUAACAGCUUCUUUACUGAUAAAGAGUCUCGUAUAUUUUAAAGCCUUCAGAGUCAACAUGUGAUUUGGCACCAUUGAGCCCUUACUGUCGUUAAAAUAUAUUGGUUUGAGAAAGCCUCCAUACUCCUGGUUUGGCUUCCUUAAGUAAACUGCAACCUUACUUAGAAGGCUACUGCUUUGAUUGGUUGCUAGGGUACAGCUAAGCAGAGCAGCUAGACAUCCUGCCUUUUAAACUGUGUUAAGACAGACAAACUUUAAGAUGUAAUGAAUCCAAUUGUUCCUUUACCUCAUUCCUUCACUUCCAUUUUUGUAUAUCACUUGCCCAUUCUGGAACAUAAGUAUCUCCUACCUCAAGGCUACCUGAAGUCCCCUUGGAAGCCAUUCUGGGGUGCCCAUUUGAGUUGUGUUUAUUCUCGCACAAUUAAA